This is a messenger RNA of Lycium barbarum (goji berry), 2243 nucleotides long. Its product is annotated as LEAF RUST 10 DISEASE-RESISTANCE LOCUS RECEPTOR-LIKE PROTEIN KINASE-like 1.1. The record is from RefSeq and is a predicted model, not a curated record. Gene Ontology annotation, molecular function: ATP binding; protein kinase activity. Bases 146 to 2038 code for a protein of 630 amino acids. The transcript has 4 exons. Gene Ontology annotation, biological process: protein phosphorylation. Lineage: Eukaryota; Viridiplantae; Streptophyta; Magnoliopsida; Solanales; Solanaceae.
UUUCCUCUUCCUUGCAAGUGGGAUUCCAUAUGGAGUUUGCUUCUUUCUCUUGCUUCCUUCUAUCUCUUCUUCUGAUCCUAGUUCAGGCAAAGAGAAGAAAUGAUACUACUUGACUAAAAUCCUUUCAUGCGGGCAUCUUACUGACAUGAGCUUUCCUUUCUCUCUUUCCACACAACCUGACUGUGGAAUACUGCCCAUGUUUGGUUGUGAUGCUAAACCAUCUCCAAAAGUCCAACUACUUCCUGGAGGAGAUUGGUACUAUGCUUUAGAGAAGCCGUAUAAUUAUACAGUUAAGCUGCGGGAUCCCAAGCUUUAUAACACGUCUACGCUAAACAAGUGCCAGGCUUUUAACAAAAGUUUCUCCCUUCCAGACUCUCCUUCCAUUUCUUUCAAAAUUUUGGAUAGUUUGAACUUCUUCAAAUGCAAAAUCACAAGUAGUAACACCCGAAACAUUACCCAGAAGAACGAUCAUUUUUCUGGUUAUAAAAUGUACAAUGGUUGUAAGGGAUUUAACAUAUACUACAAUCUUUCCAGAUAUGAUGAUAAAGACGUUCAUGCAGGCAGUCUUCCUGACAGCUGCUCACUUAUCAGAUUGCCAAUUCACAAAUCAGAUGAUAGUGAUUUGCUCAAGAUGUUAAGUGCUACAUUUCUAGUAGAAUGGAAACUGUCUGAGGACUGUUACCAAUGUCACUAUGGCAAAGGUCAAUGCCAGACUGAUAAAACCAAUAAAUUUCAUUGUACAUAUCCAAAUAAUCAAUAUGCUCAAGAUGCAAAAAUGACUAGAAGAAAGUUCGGACCGACUCUCGGAGCAGGUUUUGGUGGAUUCGGGUUGGCGAUGAUAACUUGUUUAAUUAUCUACUUUAUCUGGUGUUACAAGAAGAGGAAAUUUAGUUCGUCCCGCUUCCUCUCAACAAAGAAAUUCUCAGAUAUAUUUAAAGAAGACGUCGAGGGAUGCAGUUUAUAUUUUGGUGUUUCAGUCUUCUCUUAUUCAGAACUUGAAGAAGCCACAAAGAAUUUUAAUUCCUCUAGAGUCCUUGGAAAUGGUGGUUUCGGAACUGUUUACUAUGGAAAACUUAAGGAUGGAAGAGAGGUUGCUGUGAAGCGCCUCUACGAGCACAACUGCAAACGAAUGCAGCAGUUUGUGAAUGAAAUUGAGAUCCUUACUAGACUAAGACACAAAAAUCUUGUCACCCUCUAUGGCUGCACUUCAAGGCGAAGCCGUGAGCUACUCCUUGUCUAUGAAUACAUUCCUAAUGGAACUCUUGCUGACCACCUCCAUGGUGACAGCGCGAAGGACAGAUCACUCGCAUGGCAAAUCCGCAUGAACAUUGCCAUAGAAACUGUUGGUGCAUUGGCUUACCUGCAUGCUUCUGACAUAAUACACUGCGAUGUGAAGACUAAUAACAUACUCCUUGAUCACAACUUUAGUGUUAAAGUUGCAGAUUUUGGGAUUUCAAGGCUCUUCCCAAAUGAUGUCUCUCAUAUUUCAACUGCACCCCGGGGGACCCCUGGCUAUAUCGAUCCAAAGUAUCACGAAUGUUACCAGUUGACUAGUAAAAGUGAUGUCUAUAGCUUCGGGGUGGUCCUUGUUGAACUCAUUUCAUCAAUGCCAGCUGUGGAUAUGAAUAGGCAUAGCCAAGAGAUUAAUUUGGCUAACUUUGCAAUAAACAAGAUCGUAAAAUGUGCAUUUCUCGAGUUGAUCGAUCCAUCCCUGGAGUUUGAUUCAGAUACCAAGAUUUGGGAAAUGACUAUUUCAGUGGCAGAGCUGGCUUUUCUGUGCUUGCAGACAGAUAGGGACAUGAGGCCUACUAUGGCUGAAGUUUUGUGUACUCUAAAGGAGAUUCAGACUAGUGAAGUUGGCACUGAGAAGAGAACUGAGUCCAAUCUCAAUUUCAAUGAUGAAGCUAAAACAGUACUAGCUCCUCCUUUCCCUGAAUCAGAAGAUAUAUUAUUGUUGAAGAAAGUGAAAUCACUACCUUUUCCAAAUUCUGUGAUUGAUAAAUGGAUUACUUGCUCUGAUAUAACUAGUACAAAGUAGUUAAAAGUUCUAUACCCCUUUCUUUGUUAUUUUCUGUCAAUUUUGAGAGACUGCAAAUGUACUAUUGUGAGAAGUUUCAUUGAGCUAUCCAUCCAUGGGUGGAAGUGAUUCGAUUUUUAAUUUCAUUAUAUAAGAUCUAGUUUAAGUUGUAUACACUGGCUGUUAUUAGAACUUUUUAAUUGAGAACUCAUGGAGUUAUUGAGGA